UGGAUAUCGACGGAUUUGAGGGAGAUAGUUGGAUUGAGUCUGUUAUCCCGGCGCACGUUAUAUCCCUUUAUAUAUCACCCUUAAUCCCUCAUAUCACCCUUAAUCCCUCUCAUAUUACCCUUAAUCCCCUCAUAUUACCCUUAAUCCCCUCAUACAUAUCACCCUUAAUCCCUCCACAUCCAUCUUAAUCCUCCGAUGUCAUCUUCAUAUCCUAAUAUCCCGAAUAUACAAUGAAAUACACAGAUUUAUAUGCCUUACCACAAGACGACCCUCUACGUGUUGAACAUUUCCGCCUUUUUUCGAGAUUCUAUGGGCGUUUUGACGCCAAACGCCGUUCAGACAGGACUUUAACUAGGCAUGAAUGUGUAGUUAAUGAAGCGGCUGCUCAAUUAUGUUUAUUGAGGCCCGAUUUGCUCACAAGAAGAGAUCAACUCUUUCCGCUAGCGAGAAAAUUAGCCCGAAUGUUUGAAACGCCCACUGGCAAUAGUUUCUCCUCGUUUUUAAAUUCAUGUACAAAUAAUUCGAGUACAUCGCCAGAGCAUUCUCCAACAGAGUUUUCUGGGGAAGACAUUGAGGGUAGAGAAGAAAAAUAUAAAAGGGAGCAAGUAGAAGAAGAUGAAGAAGAGGAAGAAUUGAAGGAAGAGGAGGAGGAGAUGAAGAAAAGUGAAGAAAAGAAGGGAAUUGGGCAAAUGUGA
This is a messenger RNA of Meloidogyne enterolobii, 695 nucleotides long. The record is from the annotation of a GenBank genome assembly. NCBI's taxonomy places the organism in Eukaryota, Metazoa, Nematoda, Chromadorea, Rhabditida, Meloidogynidae.